AUGGCGACAUUGAGCGCGAAGAGCGUGGAAUUACAAAUAACCCCCAAAAGGAACAGCAGGUACUCGGUUUCAAUCUACAGUCAAGACAACGAGAAACGAUCCUUUGAUGACGGCGCUCCCCUUCGCCAUUCGAACCGAAUCUCUUUGCGAUCGUCCUUUACUUCGAUUUCUGAAUACAAAUCGGAUCAUGCGCAGUUCUAUCGGCCCAACGCGAACAAGACAUGGGUUCUGUCCAUAUUUCUCCUUGCAUUCGCCUGCUGCAUCCUGUUGCUGGAGCUCGCGAUCGCUGCACAUCCAGAUGCGUCCAGAGUACACGGCGUUGAAAGGAGGGGCCUCGACAUACAAGAGAUAGGAGUCCUUUGGGAGCGACAGGAGCCAGUGACAUCGAGCUCGGUUCAGGACACUUCCGUUGUCUCAACUACUCCCACCACAACCGGCAGCAUUUCAUCUGGCGAGCAGGGCACUGGACAAACUGCUGCAUCGUCAUCGCUGACGUCCGCCACUGCUCCGACAUCAUCAGCUGCUGCGUCGGUCACGGUUGGACAACCGACAUCCUCGGCGGAACUGACGCUGACCAGUGAGACAUCACCCACGACCAAUGCUGGCACUGCCUCGACCGACUCUGUCGUUUCCUCGACGCAGCCUCUUGCGACAUCCUCUGCAGUGUUGGCCAGCACGACAGUAGCGCAAUCGAGUGCUCAUACCACGGCAUCCAGCAGUGACGCUACUACACACGCCGACGCCACGACAUCGAACACGUUUUCACCAAUUUCAUCAUCUAGCGACCGAUCAUCGUCGUAUGCAGUGGCUAUCACAUCUGCGUCGGCCUCUGGCUCCGGAACGUCUGGCAGUCAGGCGUCAUCUCUAUCUGUCUCUCAAAGUCCCACCAGCAUAGUCGACAAUGCCGCAGUGACAUCAGGAGGAUUUACGUCCAGCAGUGGGAACGUCCAGGCUACGGCAAACCAGGUCACCAAUACUCAUUAUGUGACAACCUCAUUAACGCCUUCACAGUCCGCAGCCGGGGUCAUUUCCGUUACGACAACAAUUAGCCCUGCGAAUCAGGAUGGAAACAACAGUACAACCACUUCCACCGUUUCGUCAUCCACUACGGAAGCAGAAACUUUCACGCAUGCGGACUUCUUCUUCGCCAUGUAUGUACCCACGUUGCUCGGAGUGUGUCUACAAUCAGCCUGGCUCGUGGUCUUUUCAACGUUCAAACUCAUGGAGCCUUUCUAUCAGCUUGCUCGGCCUGGAGGCGCUACAGCGAGCAUGAGCCUGACUGCUGAUUAUCUUUCACUAGGAUUGUCCUUCACGUUUUGGAAGGCUUUACUGAAUGGUCAUUGGGUGUUGUUUCUUGCCGGACAAGUUCAAUUCCUUCUAGGACUGGUGGUGGCUUUGGCAAGCGACGCGAUGAAUGUCAAAGCUACAGCAUAUUGCAAAACAGAAGUCUCCGCUCAACAACCAUGCAGCCCAGUAUGGGUAGUCAACAUGUCCGUGGUACGAUUCAUCGAAGUAUGCUUGAUUGGUUGUCUCAUCAUGGUAUUUGCCAUCAUUACACUGAAUCACUGCAGAGUCAGUGGAGUCUUCACCGAUCCGUCCAGGGUCGCAACGACAGCAGAUCUUCUUGUCCACGAACCACUUGUCCAAGACUUACGGAGUCUGCCUUCGGCAGCCAAUAAGGCUCAAAUUCAGGCAGAACUUGAAGCAAGCCGAUACGCCCUAGGUGUCUUCGAGGAGCGGGGGAUUCGCAAGUACGGGCUGGUCAGAUUGGACGAUGCCAUGCUACUCUCCAACACCCACAAUCCGUCGCACGGCGCUCGGUAUGCAAAUAUUACCAGCUCUGCCAGGACCUUGAUCAAUGAAUUUACAGUCCGGCUCAGAGGCAUACCUUUCUUGUCAGACGCUCUUUGCUUGGCUUUCAUAAUCAUCCUUUCCGCGAUCAUUUUUGGGUAUUGGUGCGUCUCGGCGGGCAGCUUCAACGAUUGGAUGAACAGUGGUCACUUCGGGCCCUGUACGCUCUUGACUAUCAUCGCUGUGGUUAUUCAGUCCUUGAUCAAACGCAAAGAGCAGCUACUGCGGAUAUCUUAUCCUUAUGCUGUCUUAUCACAGAGCCCUGCAAAACCCGCAUCGGAAACGAUCCUCGCUGGAAUUCAAAGAACACCAUUUUCCUCGGUAUACAAAUGUUUUCGCGUCCGAGAUCUUUCGUUGGCAUCCAUGUCUUCGGCAGCGAUUAUUUCAGACUUGAUACUGGUCAUGAUCCCUGGCAUACCGUUUACACAAGCACAGACCACAGAUGUGUACAAGGCAAGCACGUGGAGCUGUCUCCUCAUGUUGGCCCUGAUUCUUGCGACCCAGCUCCGUAUGACCUACAAAUCUUGGAGGGGAGACGGCAGAAUGAAUGUUGAUGCUCCGGCAACACUUGCAGAAGGAUUAAGAAGAUUGUGUGGGAGCAGGUUCGUUGCAGAGAAUGCUGGGCAUUCCCUUUCUCGGACCGUAAAAGAGACGCAUGCUCCGGCUGAGGAGAAGCUUGGGUACGACCAGGAGCUGAAACAGCGACUUCAGUACGCUGGAGUCAUUGGAGAAAAGAGAUACACAUUCGACUACAUGCAAGGUCUUGAUGGCGUGCAUAGGUACAUGGUCGAGGAGGAAGCCUAUAUCAGGUAG
This is a messenger RNA of Exophiala viscosa, 2664 nucleotides long. RefSeq lists its product as uncharacterized. NCBI's taxonomy places the organism in Eukaryota, Fungi, Ascomycota, Eurotiomycetes, Chaetothyriales, Herpotrichiellaceae. The record is from RefSeq and is a predicted model, not a curated record. The transcript has a single exon. Bases 1 to 2664 code for a protein of 887 amino acids.